Molecule: messenger RNA, 3353 nt
Organism: Styela clava
Lineage: Eukaryota; Metazoa; Chordata; Ascidiacea; Stolidobranchia; Styelidae
Product: GATOR2 complex protein WDR24-like
Biological process (GO): cellular response to amino acid starvation; positive regulation of macroautophagy; positive regulation of TORC1 signaling
Cellular component (GO): vacuolar membrane; GATOR2 complex; cytosol
Molecular function (GO): protein binding
Source: RefSeq, a predicted model, not a curated record
AUUGAUUAAAUCCAUUGAAUACCGCAUACUGGUAUAGACAAUGAAGAGAAAUCAAAUAGUAUCAGAUUUUGUCACUAAUAUCUCAAAUGGAGUAACAUAUGCAAACCAACAUUGCACAAUGUAUGUUGAUGUGGGUGGACCUAUCAACAUGCUAGCGGCAAACAAAGACAGCUCUAUGAUAGCAGUUGCUGGACGAACUAUUUUGAAAAUAUAUUCAGUAGAUGACACUUGUUUUAAGGAAAAAAUAAACUUGAGAGUCGGAAGAAGACAAGGGCUCAAUUUAAGCUGUGCUGAUGUGGCAUGGAAUCAUUUAAAUGAAAGUUUAAUCGCAACUGCUGCUACAAAUGGAGCUAUCAUUGCAUGGGACUUAAGUGCAUCAGGCAGAAAUAAACAACUCGAAAUAUUUACUGACCAUAAAAGGACUGUUACAAAAGUAUGUUUUCAUAGUUCUGAGCCUGGGAGAUUGCUUAGUGGUUCUCAAGAUUGUACAAUGAAAAUGUUUGACAUGAGAAAAAAGGAAUGUAUUGCCAGUUUCUCCAGUAAAACUGAUGGUGUUCGAUGUGUGCAAUUUUCUCCUCAUGAAUAUUUUCAAUUUGCGGCAUCGUUUGACAAUGGUUCUGUUCAAGUUUGGGAUUACAGAAACACAAGUUCCUGUUUGAUGCAGUUCAUAGCCCAUAAAGGAUCUGUUUAUUCAAUUGAUUGGCAUCCGGAUGCCAAAGAUAAACAAAGAAUUGCAACAGGAGGCAGAGACAAUAAAGUCAAAAUUUGGGAUAUGAUAGAUCACAAAAUGUCUGAGCAUAUGGUGAUACCAACAAAUUCUUUAGUUGCCAUGGCUCGGUGGAGAACGCAACGACGAGAACAGAUUGCAAGUGUAGCAAUGAUGCUGGACCAUUCUAUCAAUGUAUGGGAUAUGAGACGACCAUACAUGCCGUUUGCUCAUUUUACAGAACACACUGAUGUUACAACUGGUAUAGCGUGGAAAAAAAAUGAUCCAGAAAUUCUAUUUUCAUGUUCUAAAGAUGGGACUCUAUAUCAACAUUCCAUUAGAGAUGCACAUCGCCCAUCAGAACACUGUAACAUUUCUGGUCUUUCUGUAAGCGCUAGAGGAUAUAUAGGACAUGCGUCCACUGAUAGUACAAAUUCAUAUGAUGCCAUACCUAGUACUAAGACUAAAGGAAUGACGCGGUUUGGUUUUAGAACUGUUGUUGGGGUCGCUCCAAAACUGGAUACAAACUCGUGGGUACAAAACACAUUGUCUACUAGUAGUAUGAAUAUUAAAUUUGCUCGGUUUCUAAAUGCUAAAUCAGAGCUUGGGAUACACAGUAUCACUUCUAUCAAAGAAGAUGACUUUCCUACGUCCUCGGACGUACAUCCUUCAAGUCUUAUCAAGGCCGCCCAGCAAUACAAGCUACAAGGAAUGGCAUUUAAUAAACUAUGUUUACACAAUGCAAAAGUUUGUGAUGAUCUUCAAAUGAGCAUUGAUGCAAACAUAUGGAGAUAUUUGGAAAGGUUUUUUGAAGGAGUUUCGACAAAAAAGACAGAACGAAGCAACUCUACUACAUUUCAUACAAACUCAGCAGAAAUAAGCAGUCUUAAAACUGGGAGAGAGUCUAUGAAAAAUGGGAUUGUUACUGGGGAAAGCAACGGAGAAGAAUCCGAACAACACUCAGAUCCAGAGACUGAGCAUUACCUGACAGAUAUAGCAAAGGGCCAUGCUACAUCUGAACAAGAGUGUUAUUACUCUGAUGAGUACGAUUUGAGUGAGGACUUUGGGAAAGGUCAUCACGGUGGUAUUUCUUCAGGACCAGAAGGAUACAUGGAUCAGGAUUGGUAUCCUCUUAGCGAUACAAUCAGUGAUGCAACACUUCCAUCUGAAGCUUUUAAACAGAGACUUGUACUAACUGCCACUGAUGGUUUUGAAAACCAGCUUGAUCCAGCUAUAAGUGGAGAAGAAGAGAAACUAAUAACUGCCGUUCCUGUUAUGAUUCCAUCUUCAACGUCACAGCAGAAUCAUAACCCUGAAAAAUGGAGGAAGAAGAAUAAUAGUCGGAGUUCUGGCCCUUCAGCUGUUUCCCUGCAUUCACAAUCUUCAUCUCCACAUGAACAAUUAUCAGUAUCUCCUGUGGUUUACACCAGACCCUAUGAAAACCCUGCUUUGUCAAUCAGUCGUAAAACUGAACUGCUUUCUUCAAUGUACGAGUCUAUGAUAAGCAAUGGCAACAACAUUCAAAUUAUAACGUGUACAAUGAUUGUCCUGGGUCAUUAUUAUCCCUCUAUAAGUCUUCCUAUUGACGAUCAUCUGCUGGAACAUUGGCAAAAUUCAUAUCUGGAAUUGGUCAGUCGUUAUGAACUAUGGAACCAUUUCACUGAGAUUAUUAAUUUAAGCACACUUCCUUCCAUAAAGAAUAUGAACACUUCAUCCACCCUAAACACCUGUUGCGGAAUUUGCCAUAAACGAAUGCCAACUGCAAACCCAUGGAGUUGUUCAAAACAUUCCGAUAAUGAUCAUAAACAGGCAGGCAUGGGGGCUGGUAUAAAAUGUUCACUGUGCCAGUUAGUUGUCAAAAGUUUGUAUACAUGGUGCCAAGGAUGUUGUCAUGGUGGACAUAUAGAUUGCAUGAAAGAUUGGUUUAAUUAUCCACAUAGCAAAGGCAGAUGUCCAACAGGAUGUGGGCACAUAUGUGCUAGUUCUAGACAUAGACAACCAGUCAAAUAAAAUUGGUAUAUAUACGAACCUAAUUAUGUUUAUGCAAUUUUACACAUUUUUUCAUAUCACUGUCAAUUAUGCUCAAAAUGUAGUUGCUGGUCAUGACCAUAUGUAAUUACGGUAAAUCACAUCUUGGGCACUAAAGAAACAACUUCAAUAGCCUCUGAAUUUGACUCGUGCGUUUACUUACGCUCCCCGGGUAGAUAGCAAUGACAAUGGCGCAGAUUUGGUCGCUCCAGAAAUGUAUGUACCAAUGUGGAGGUAACUACCGUAGUUUUGUUCUCCUAGUUUACAUCAAGCUGUGCAAAGGGACUGAAACCCCAUGGGCAUGGUAUGUAUAUGCACUCGGCUAAUAGAACUAAAAUCAGGAUAGGCCCAACUCUCUUGUACACAUACUGAGAGUAGCAAGAUUUGUGGGUAGCACAUUACAUUCAAAACUGCAUCCUGGGCCUGGCACAAGGUCGUUUGAACCAGACCACCAGUCCUGGUUGCGAAGAAGGUAGUUAAUUAAUUGAGAGUCUGAAUCUAACACAGAGGUUGUGAUACAAACUAGAGCAAUUUAAUCUCACUGUUUUAUUUUUUUGUAGGCUAAACAAGAAAUUGUCAUGCAAUUGAAUCUAUUAUUAAUAUAUAUUUUCUUCACUUG